Molecule: messenger RNA, 5053 nt
Organism: Micropterus salmoides (largemouth bass)
Lineage: Eukaryota; Metazoa; Chordata; Actinopteri; Centrarchiformes; Centrarchidae
Exons: 16
Coding region: 425-4771 (1448 amino acids)
Molecular function (GO): protein binding
Source: RefSeq, a predicted model, not a curated record
UCCACCUAAGGAGUUCCAAAAUCGGAGUGGGGCCCAAAAUGGUGGGCCCCACUCCGAUUUCAAUUAAAAUGAGCUCAGCAGCUUCCCCUGAUGCUACCAUUGCUUUUUUUUUCAUUUCUAAAAAGUGGCCCGUAAGGUAGCAAAAAGUGGGUAUGUGUGUGAAGGUGUGUAUCGUCCAGCCUUUUUGUACCGGAAGUCAGGAUAUACACUUCCCGCGAAAUCGAAUACACACCGCGGGAAUCUGAAACCUUUGGCCAAUGAAAUUACUGCACUGUACAAUCAGCCGCGAAUGUAAGGAAAACUGCGGAAAUUGCACAAGAAGAAGAAGACUUCAAGGAUAGAAGAUUGAAGACAGAAGAAGACGGAGUGGUUGGACAUCUGAAUAUUUUUACAAAUACCGACCUCUUCAUGCAACAGAACCAUUAUGUCCACAAGGAGGAGGAGGAAAAAGCCUAUAGACGAUGCAAAGACAUACAUUCUGUCUUGCACUGACAAGGAUGGGUUUAUGCCGAGAUUCAUUGACCGUUACAAAGGAAGAGGAGUGUUUGCCACACAACCCAUUGAACCCGGGGACUUCGUGUUGGAGUACAGGGGUAAACUCCUCACACAGGAGGAAUGCAAGUCAAGAAAAUACUCAGAGAUUGAAAGCACAUUUCUCUUUGACUUUCAGUGGCAGAAUCAUCACUUAUGCCUGGAUGCAUCUGAAGAAGAUUUAUCUCUCGGAAGAUUGGUCAAUGACAACCACCAAAAUCCAAAUUGCGUUAUGAAAAAAAUCAUAGUUGACAACAAACCACAUUUGUGCCUUUUUUCUCUGAAGAAAAUAGAAAUAGGAGAUGAAAUUGAUUACAACUAUGGUGAUUCAAAAUGGCCUUGGCGCUGUAAGUUGAAAAAAACCCAAGCUCCAGCCGCAGCAGAAGAGAAUGAGACUAGCCCUGUUCCUCAGAUGCUGAAUGAUAGACCUAACCCAGAUCAGACCUGCACACAGGUGAAAGGCCUUCAGACUCCUGCUGCAGCAGAAGAGAAUGAGACCAGCCCUGUUCCUCAGAUGCUUAACGAUAGACCUAACCCAGAUCAGACCUGCACACAGGUGAAAGGCCUUCAGACUCCUGCUGCAGCAGAAGAGAAUGAGACCAGCCCUGUUCCUCAGAUGCUUAACGAUAGACCUAACCCAGAUCAGACCUGCACACAGGUGAAAGGCCUUCAGACUCCUGCUGCAGCAGAAGAGAAUGAGACCAGCCCUGUUCCUCAGAUGCUUAACGAUAGACCUAACCCAGAUCAGACCUGCACACAGGUGAAAGGCCUUCAGACUCCUGCUGCAGCAGAAGAGAAUGAGACCAGCCCUGUUCCUCAGAUGCUUAACGAUAGACCUAACCCAGAUCAGACCUGCACACAGGUAUUUACUGUCCAAGGAUUUUCACUGGUUGAUUAUCCAGAUAGUGAUGAAACUGAUGAGGAUGGUAUGGAAAACGAACCUCCCACCCCACACCUGGAUGUUAUUAUAGGGCAGAAUGAUAUUGGCCCAGAUGUUUCAGAUCAUUUGUACGAUUCAGAUGAAACUGUUGUGAAAGAAACUUGUGAUGAGGCUUCUCCAAGCAACCAUUCCAACAAUCAAUCGGAUGAUGAACUUGUUCCACCACUGAGACGCACAAAAAGCAUUCUGAUGGAUAGAGUACAAGAUUUUACCCACAGUCUCUAUGAUUCAAGUAGUGACAGCGCAGAGGAGACUCCUUUUAAGUCUGAAAGGGAUUCACAGAAACUGAGAAGAAGGUCUUGCCGUCCCAUUCAGAUAAAUCUCAUGGAAUCGGAUGACUCAAUCUCAGGUAGCGAAGAUGAGUAUAUUCCAAAUCCCAUGGAUGAAAGCACAGAAAGUGAUAGCAGUAUGGAAUUAACCCUGGAAAAGGAAAAAAAGAACAAAGGUGCAUCAUCCAGUCAGAGCAAGUUUAAGCCCAGAGAGAGUGGAAGUAGAUCCUCCAGAGAGAGUGGAAGCGAGUCCUCCAGACAGAGCAAGUCUAAGCCCAGGGAGAGUGGAAGUGGAAGCAAGUCCUCCAGACAGAGCAAGUCUAAGCCCAGGGAGAGUGGAAGUGGAAGCAAGUCCUCCAGACAGAGCAAGUCUAAGCCCAGGGAGAGUGGAAGUGGAAGCGAGUCCUCCGGUCAGAGCAAGUCUAAGCCCAGGGAGAGUGGAAGUAGAUCCUCCAGAGAGAGUGGAAGCGAGUCCUCCGGUCAGAGCAAGUCUAAGCCCAGGGAGAGUGGAAGUAGAUCCUCCAGAGAGAGUGGAAGCGAGUCCUCCGGUCAGAGCAAGUCUAAGCCCAGGGAGAGUGGAAGUGGAAGCGAGUCCUCCAGACAGAGCAAGUCUAAGCCCAGGGAGAGUGGAAGUGGAAGCGAGUCCUCCAGACAGAGCAAGUCUAAGCCCAGGGAGAGUAGAAGUGAAUCCUCUAGUCAUAGCCAAUUUGACUUUAGCCAGAGAAGACUUUUGGAAAGAUGUCAUGAUCCCGCACGAAGAUUUCCAAAUAGCAGAGUUGAUGGGAAUGAAAAGGAAAUCGCAACAUAUUCUGAAAACAAUGUUUCAGUGCCCCUGGAAGAAGAGCAGUAUAUCAUUGUCAGUCCAACUUUAAAGAAAGAUGAUGGAUCCAGAAGCUAUAACAAGAAACAUUUCUGUUUUUAUUGCAGGAAGUUUGUCCAGAAAAUGUCAAGACACUUGUGGCGUAAACACCAAGAUGAAUCGGAUGUUGCGAAAGCAUUCAGUUUUCCAAAAAACUCAAAGGAAAGAAAACUACAAUUGGACUACAUACGAAAUAAGGGAAACUUUGAGCACAACAGUCAUGUUUUGGAAACACAAAAAGGAAAACUAAUCCCAUGUAAACAACCGGGAAAAAAAUCAGAGGGACAUAAAUUUGCACAUUGCAUUCACUGCUAUGGGUUGUUCUCAAGAAGAGCAAUGUGGCGGCAUUUCAAGGUCUGCAGCUUCAAACCCGAAAGUACUAAACCAGGUAAAAAUAGAGUUCAGGCAUUGUGUGCUUUCGCUGAACCUUCUCCAUCGGAAUAUACAGACGCGUAUUGGAAGUUCUUGAGUGUAAUGAGUCAGGACAAGAUUGCAGUUGCAAUUAAAGGAGACAACUGCAUCCUCAAUUAUGGGUUCAGGUUGUUCAAAAAGAAUGAGAAGAUAGUGAGUCAACACCAGUAUAUACGCCAAAAACUGAGAGAACUUGGCAGGCUUUUAUUGGAAGCUAAAAAAAUCACACAUGUGAAGACCAUUCAAGAACUCAUCAAACCUGAACAGUACUCCCAGGUUGUCAGAGCUGCAAAGAACCUAUCUGGAUUCAGUGAGGAAAGUGGCAUAUACCAAUGUCCCUCUCUUGCACGCAAGGUAGGACACAGCCUGCAUUCGUUGGCUAUGUUUAUCAAGUCCGAAGGACUGAAAAAGAAAGAUAAAGAAACCAUAAAAGAUGCUGAGGAGUUCGCACAGUUGUAUUUAGAGAGUUGGAGGUUUGAUAUUGCAGGCCAGGCAUUAACCCAGCUUAACCGGGCCAAAUGGAAUGCACCGCAACUUUUACCUCUUACACAAGAUAUCCAAAGGCUACAUUGCUAUCUAGAAGAAAAACAGCAGCAACAUCUCAAAGAUUUAAAAGAACAUCAUUCAUCCACAAAUUGGAAGGAACUUGCAAAAGUAACACUGACUCAAGUUAUGCUUUUUAAUCGGCGGAGAGCAGGUGAAGUGUCCCGAAUGCGCCUGUCUGCAUACUUAUCGAAGGACACAUCAGAGGAACAGGGAGAUGUAAAUUUGGCCCUCACAGCGCUUGAGCAGAAGCUCUGCAGGCAUUUUGUGCGAAUAGCAAUUGUUGGAAAAAGAGGAAGGAAGGUUCCUGUUCUUCUAACCCCAUUAAUGAGAGAAUCACUUGAUGCUCUUACUGAGAGCAGAGAAGAAUGUGGGGUGCUAAAGGACAAUGAAUAUCUGUUUGCAUUGCCACAAUCUGCCCAUUACCUCAGGGCUUGUGACUGCAUUAGGCAAUUUGUCAGUGAAUGUGCUGACAUAAAAAAUCCUCAAGCGCUAACAUCAAUUCAACUGAGGAAACAUAUUGCUACCCUGUCUACUGUUCUGAACCUCAAAACCACUGAGCUCGACCAGUUGGCAGACUUCCUUGGUCAUAAUAUCGCUGUUCACAGGAAACACUACAGGCUCCCAGAAAGCACCCUCCAAUUAGCCAAAGUAAGUAAAGUCCUCCUGGCAAUGGAACAAGGACGCCUAGGAGAUUACAAAGGAAAGAGCCUCGAUGAAAUACAAGUCGAUGUGAAUGAGACCAUUGACAUGGAGGGACCUUUAGCAGAGGACAUUGAAGAUGUCAGUAUGCUAAGAGAUGAUGGGUCAGACGAUGAGGUCAGCAUGUCAUCCACGCAAGAAUGUACCUCCACAUCACAAAGUCAAAACCGGGGAGUGUCUGCAACCGAUGUCAGUAUGCCAAGAGAAGAGGGGUCAGAAGAUGAGGUCAGCAUGUCAUCCCUGCAAGAAUGUCCCUCCACAUCACAAGUCCAAAACCGGAGUGUGUCUGCAAAAAAGAGAGGAAAACAAACAGCCAUCAAAAGAAGCUGGACCCCAGACGAGUGUGCUGCAGUGGACACACAUUUGAGGAGAUUUAUUGUAAGGAAUCAAGUUCCUGGUAAAGAAGAGUGUCAGCGCUGUAUUACUGCAGAACCUCAAGCUCUCAGAAACAGAGACUGGAAAGCAGUUAAAUAUUAUGUUAAAAAUCGCAUUACAGCCCUGAGAAGAAAAGUCUAGUGUGAAAGCACCUAAUGGAACUGAGGUAAAACCAAAACAUUAGAGGUAGGAUCUUAAAAUGUUUUGUCUUUGGUUGUGUUCUGUUGUAACCUUGUUGUUGUUGUUGUUGUUGUUGUUGUUGUAGGGGUUUGCUCAGGUUUUAUGGCUGUCCAGUGGCCAACAAAUAUACACAUUUCACAGAUCUUAUUUAAUUUUAUUUUUUAUUUGAUGGAUGUAGGAUGGAUGUUCGAGAGAUGAAUGGAUGUAGGAUAGAUGAUUGAUGUUUGAUGGAUGUAGGGUAGA